AUGACGACCCCCCACUGGAAACCCAUCGUGCAGCAAAAGCGCGCUGCCCAGCUCAAAUCCAUUCCCCUAGCCUGGCACCUCCCCCAAUCCACCAUCACCUCCACCACCGCAACCACUCUCGACACAAUCCGCACCUGCGGCAUUCUCACCCCAGAGGAACUGAAGUGGACGGAAAUCGACGACGUUACGGUUCUUGUGCGCCUUCUCGCCUCACGCGGGGUCAGUUCGGUGCAACUCACCACGGCAUUCUGUAAGCGGGCUGCGAUUGCGCAGCAGAUGACUGGGUGUCUGACGGAGAUCUUCUUUGAUCUGGCACUGGAGAAGGCGAGGAUACUCGAUGAAGAACUGGAGAAGUCGGGGAAGGUGAAGGGCCCGUUGCAUGGGUUGCCAGUUUCGGUCAAAGAUCGGUUUGAUGUGCAGGGGUUUGAUACGACUGUUGGUUGGGUUGGCCUGGCGAAUAAGCCUGCGGCAAAGUCGGACUCUGUGGUGCAGUUGUUAGAGUCUAUGGGUGCCGUUCUGUAUGCGAAGACGAAUGUACCGCAGUCGUUGAUGAUGUCCGACUCCUACAACCACGUUUUCGGCCAAUCCGUCAACGCCUUCAAUAGAAACCUCAUCUCUGGCGGCAGCUCAGGGGGCGAAGGUGCUCUCAUCGGCGCCAAAGGCAGCGUACUCGGAAUCGGUACGGACAUUGGAGGCUCAAUUCGCGUCCCGUCUACCCUUCAGGGUCUGUACUCGAUCUGUCCGACGACGGGACGGGUUCCCUGGAACUGUUCACUCAUGCAUCAGCACUAUCUCGUUCCACCCGUGGCAGGCCCCAUGGCACGAAGCCUCUCAACCAUUGAAUACUUCAUGCAAAGCCUCCUAGACUCGAACCCCUGGAACCUCGAUCCGGGGUGUAUACCGAUUCCCUGGAGGGAGGAACUCGCUGCGCCGCCACCGCCGAAUUGGAAAUUGAAGCUGGGUAUUGUGUAUGAUGAUGGUGUGGUUCGGCCUCAGCCCCCGGUUAUGCGCGCCAUGAGGGAAACCGCGAGGAGGUUGAAGGAUGCUGGACAUGAAGUGAUUGAAUGGGAUACAUCCUUGCACGUCGAAGGCACUAAUCUCUGGACAAAGUGCGUCCUCGCAGACGGCGGCCACCACUGCCGACAGCUCUGCGCCAUUGUUGACGAGCCGCUCAUACAGGGAAUGCUUGUUGGAACAGCAACAGAUGAGCUCUCGAGUCAAGAACGCGAAAAGAUUGAAGAAGCAAAAUGGGCCUACCAAGAACGUUACCUCGCACAAUGGGUGUCAUCCGGCAUUGACGCCCUCUUACUCCCCGUAACACCUUGGGUAGGCUACAAACCCAAGACGUGGGUUGUGAGUAAGCAGUGGUUGGGGUAUACGGCCUUAUACAACUUACUCAACUAUGCGGCUGUGACUGUCCCCGUUGCCACGGCUGAUCCUGAGCUUGAUGAUCCCCGCAAGGAUGAGGAAUGGAGUGGGCAUGUGCCGAGAAAUGAGUCGGAUAGGUUUAAUCAUCAGCAGUAUGACAUGCACUUGGUGAAGGGGAUGCCUGUGACGGUGCAGAUUGUUGGGGGUAGGUUUGGAGAGGAGAGGGCUGUUUCUGUUGGAAAGGUUGUAGAUCAGGUUUUUGGUCGUCGAUAG
Aspergillus calidoustus is the source of this 1641-nucleotide messenger RNA. NCBI's taxonomy places the organism in Eukaryota, Fungi, Ascomycota, Eurotiomycetes, Eurotiales, Aspergillaceae. The record is from the annotation of a GenBank genome assembly.